Messenger RNA from Miscanthus lutarioriparius, 768 nucleotides. NCBI's taxonomy places the organism in Eukaryota, Viridiplantae, Streptophyta, Magnoliopsida, Poales, Poaceae. The record is from the annotation of a GenBank genome assembly.
AUGCUGACAAGUGACAAGGCCAUGUUCGGCGAGGGCGAGUGGUUCUUCUUCAGCCCUCGUGACCGCAAGUACCCCAACGGCGCCCGCCCCAACCGCACGGCGGGCUCCGGCUACUGGAAGGCCACCGGCACCGACAAGCCCAUCCUGGCGGCCGGCGGCGCGCACUGCCUGGGCGUCAAGAAGGCGCUCGUCUUCUACCAGGGGCGAACCCCGAAGGGAAGCAAGACGGAGUGGGUCAUGCACGAGUACCGCCUCCUCGACACCGACGCCGCCGCGGUGCUCGCCAGGCCCACCGCCUCCAACUCCAUGAGGCUUGACGACUGGGUCCUCUGCCGCGUCCGCAAGAAGGGCGUCUCCUUGGGCCCGGCGGGCAUGGACGAUACUUCCGAGGGAAUAACAACGACGACGACCCGCGCCGCCGUUCCGGCCAACGACACCGACUACCACCACGCCCAGCUCGAGAUGGCCACAGCAACUCAGAGGGAGGUACUGCGACAUCAUCAGGUGCCCGACGCCGGGACCGGCGGCGGCGGCUUUGGCGACGUCGUCAUCGACUGGAACAACAACGACGACGACGGAGGAGACGACCUGCUGCAGUACCUUAUGGCCAGCGGCGGGCUCGGCGGGUCCCCGUCCGCCCACCAUAUGCAUCAUGAACAGGGGCACGAGCACGGCAAUGGCGGUGACCGCGCGCCUCGGCGCCGUCGUGGCGUGCGUCGUCUUGGCGGCCGUGGCGGUGGCGCCGCGUCCGGUGGCGGGGAUCCUUGA